AUGAGUGAAAAAGACAUAUUAUAUGGACUAUCAUGUAUUUCUAUUAGUGAUAAACAUAUUAUUAGCCAUGAAGAAGCAGUUACAGAAGUUUUAUGGAAAAAAAAGCUUGAAAAACAAGCUAUUUUUGAUAAAUAUAUCUUAACAAGAAUAAGAAUGUCAAAAACAGGGAGGGAAGAUGAGAACGUAUUUAAAUUGGUCUUUAUUAUUGGGCUUGAAGACUCAAAAAUAGAAUUUUCAACGAUUGCGUCAGUUUUAAAGUGUAAAUCAUUACAUAUGGCGCCAUCAGAGCUGAUAUUUGAGCUUUUUGGAGUAAAAAGUGAAGAAGUAUCUCUUUUUUGUCUUAGAAGGGAGAAUAUAUCCAAAAUCCAUCUUGUUUUAGAUUCUCGAAUACUUUUGACAGAAGAAUUACUUGCAUUUCGUAUAUCAAGCAGAAAAACAGCCUUUAUAACAAGUGAUCAAUUAUUAAAAUACCUUGUGGAUUUAGAUAUAAAGAAAACAUGUAUAGAUUUAGGAUUAAAAAUGAAACCUUGCUUACAGUCGAAAGGUACACUAUCUAAUAAGGAUGACAUGCAAGAAAGUACAUUAAUUGGUAUUACUGUUAAAAAAAAUGAGAAUUUUUCUGAAUGGUAUCGUCAAGUGUUAGUUAAGGGUGAUAUGGUGAGUUUUAUCAAUUCUUUUAUUUUAUUUACUCUGAUUCAUAUUGGAUUGAUUACUAUGAUAUUUCGGGAUAGUAAUAAAUGGUUUGAUUCAGAGAUUAAAAAAAUGGGAGUUGAGGGCUGUUAUUUUCCUAUGUUUGUAUCUUCAAAAGUUCUUGAGAAAGAAAAAGAUCAUAUAGAAGGAUUUGCACCGGAAGUUGCAUGGAUAACAAAAGCUGGGAAUUCCAAUCUUGAUGAACCCAUUGCUAUUCGCCCAACUUCAGAAACAAUUAUGUAUUCAUAUUAUUCUAAAUGGAUAAGAAGUCAUCGUGAUUUGCCAUUAAAGCUUAAUCAAUGGAAUUCUGUUGUUAGAUGGGAAUUUAAACAUCCUCAGCCUUUCUUAAGGACUCGAGAGUUUCUUUGGCAAGAAGGUCAUACAGUGUAUUUAAAUAAAGAAGAAUCUGAGGAAGAAGUUUUUGAUAUUUUGAACUUAUAUGAAAAAGUUUAUGUUGAUUUGCUUGCGGUUCCAGUAAUUAAGGGAGUGAAAUCAGAAAAAGAGAAAUUUGCUGGAGCAGCUUUUACAGCGACAAUUGAAGGAUAUAUUCCUGCUUCUGGAAGAGCUAUUCAGGCAGCAACAAGUCAUUCAUUGGGGCAAAAUUUUAGUAAAAUGUUUGAUAUUUCUCUUGAAAAUCCGAAUACAAAUGUCACUGGUGAUAAAUCAAAGGUUUAUGUUUGGCAAAAUUCAUGGGGUCUUUCAACAAGAGCAAUUGGAAUUAUGGUAAUGACUCAUGGUGAUGAUAAAGGAUUGGUUAUACCUCCUAGGGUUUCAAAAAUUCAAAUAAUUGUUAUUCCUUGUGGAAUUACUGUUAAAACAGCAAAUGAUCAACAAAAAUUAAUUCAAGAUGGAAUUGAAAAUAUUGUUCAAGAGCUUAAAAAAGCAGGAUUCCGUGUUAAAUCAGAUUUACGGACUCUAUAUUCUCCAGGUUGGAAAUUUUCUCAUUGGGAAAUGAUGGGAGUUCCAUUACGAUUGGAAUAUGGAUUGAGAGAUCAUAAGGCUCUUCAAGUCAUUGCUGUGCGUCGAGAUACUGGUACUAAGUUCGCAAUUCCACUUUCUACACUUUUACAAACUGUUUCUGAAUUACUAACAACAAUUCAGACUGAUUUAUACAACAAAGCAAAAAGAAAAUAUGAUGAAAGCAUUGAAAUUAUUUAUAAAUGGGAAAACUUUGUCCCUUCACUUAAUAAAAAAAAGGUUUUACUUGUUCCAUGGUGUAAAAUAUCAUCAUGUGAAGAGGAAAUACGAAAAAAGAGUUCAAAUGAAUCAAAUACAGAAUCAGAAGAUAAUUUAUUAAGUAUGGGCGCAAAAAGUCUUUGUAUACCUUUAGAACAACCAUCUGGUGAACAUCUUUUAAAAGAAGGUGUAACUCGCUGUGUUUCUUGUGAUAAUUUUGCUACAACUUUUGCACUCUUUGGCCGUAGCUAUUAA
Pneumocystis carinii B80 is the source of this 2121-nucleotide messenger RNA. RefSeq names its product proline-tRNA ligase. The record is from RefSeq and is a predicted model, not a curated record. Lineage: Eukaryota; Fungi; Ascomycota; Pneumocystomycetes; Pneumocystales; Pneumocystaceae. Gene Ontology annotation, biological process: prolyl-tRNA aminoacylation. Gene Ontology annotation, cellular component: cytoplasm; aminoacyl-tRNA synthetase multienzyme complex. The coding region runs from base 1 to 2121 and encodes 706 amino acids. Gene Ontology annotation, molecular function: ATP binding; proline-tRNA ligase activity; aminoacyl-tRNA deacylase activity. The transcript has 10 exons.